Messenger RNA from Rotaria sp. Silwood1, 1830 nucleotides. The record is from the annotation of a GenBank genome assembly. Lineage: Eukaryota; Metazoa; Rotifera; Eurotatoria; Philodinida; Philodinidae.
AUGGUUUUCUCCUAUCAGUUUUAUUUGAAUCUUUCUGUUUUCGUAGAACGUUCCCAAGUACCAGUAUCAGCUCUUGUGUGUGUACGUCCUCCAUCAAUCCGUUUGAAUGAUCGUCAUUCUCAAUAUCUUCAUGUAUGUGAUCAAUACCAACAAAUAAUUAUUGAAAAUAAUAAUAAUAAUCCAAAAGAAGAAAUGAUCAAAAAUAGUCGAAACAUGCUAUCAAAUGAUUUGAAUGAAGAUGAAAAUUGUCAAAUUUGUGGAGAUUUAGCAUCUGGAUGGCAUUGUGGAGCAAUAACAUGUGAAGCAUGCAAAAAAUUUUUUUUACGUUCAAUUUCAACAUGUGAUGGAAAGAAAAAAUAUAAAUGUCAAAGAGAUUCAAGAUGUUCAAUAACAAAGCGUUCUAGAACUCAAUGUCAAUAUUGUAGAUUUCAAAAAUGUAUUACUAUUGGAAUGAAAGCUCAUAGAUCAAAGACAGAAGACUUAUAUAAAAAAUUACCGUGUGUUAUUUGUAAUGCAUCUGCAUCAGGUCUUCAUUUUGGUGCUGUUACAUGUGAAGCUUGUAAAGGUUUUUUUCGUCGAUCAAUAAAAGAAAAUGCAACUGAACGAUAUCAUUGUGCGGAAAAUAAUAAUUGCGAAAUAGUUUCAACAUCAAAAAUAAUUUGUAGAGCAUGUAGAUUUCGAAAAUGUAUUGAAGCUGGAAUGUCUAUGAAUGCUUCUCGAAUUGGUCGACAAUCAAAUCUUUUUAAAGAAAGUAUUCGACAAUUACAAAGUAAUUCAACAACUAUGGCUACUGUGACAGAUUCAGCUCGUAUUGCAUCGAUGGCUAAAAAAAGAAAGACUAAAACUAAAAUUGAAAAAAUAUUUGCAUCAAACAAUGAAAUCGAUAUUGAACUUUCACCCACAAUAAAAGAAUUUAUUGAAAGAGUUUAUAAUGCAUAUCUAAUCUAUUUAAAGGAUUUACCUCGAUGCAGUCCACGUGACACAGUUUGGUCGACAAUGGCAUCACAAAUGAUUAUUUAUGCUCAAGCACUUAUGAAUUUUUGUCAAAAAACAAUACCGGGCUUUACAAAUAUGUCUCAGAAGUUUGAAAUCAUAUCAUCAUCUAUUAAUUCUGUUAUUAUGGUAACAUUAUUACCGGAAAAAACAUUAAUAAAAACUUCCUUUGAAAAUAUUCAAUCAACAUGGAAUUAUUGGCAAGCCGAAUCAACACUAUCAAUGGAAUUAAAUGCACAUGUUCCACAAUUAACACAAGCAGAAAAUUUAUUUCGGUCAUUUGAAUCUACAUUACGAGAUCUUCACUUAGAUGAAAAAGAAUUUGCUCUUCUUUUAUUAAUGAUUAUUACUCGACAUAGUAAGUUUUCAUUAGACAGACAAAAACAAAAAGUUGUACUUUUUCAAUUACAAGACUUAACUUUAAUUAAUGAAGAUAAUAAAUUAUGGUCAAAAUGUCAAUAUGAAUGUGUUCAAGCAUUUUCUGAAUAUACUCAAGCUCGUCGAUUGAAUAUCAAUGGAGAACUCUCAAUUGAAUUUUAUGAUAUUGUUUUUUUGGUUUCUCAACUUCGUUCAUUUAACCGUAGUAUAACUCAAUGUUUUAUGAAUCUUCCAUGGCCAUAUGUACGAAAUUUACCUUCAUUUUUUUAUCGUAUUUUUUUACCAACUAUUACAAAUAUUUCAUCAAUAUUAAAUAGUAAUUACGAUCCAUUAUCAUUGUCGCCCGUGAAGUCAUCAUUAAAUAGUAUUAAUCGUCAUGAUAUCGAGUUAUUUAGUGAUUCUUUAAAUAGUAAUUCAAUUGAUAUUAAUAUGUGUUAUGAUCUGUAUUGGAAACACUAG